AUGACGGACGAACCAAGCGAAGCAGAUGUUUUUGCCAUCCCAGACUUUUGGAAGACGUCAAGGUGGCUCGAUCAAUUGGCUAGCGAGACGUCCACCUCACUCUUUGGCCACGGACUUGACGCAUUAUACAAUGUCAAGUCUACCUCAUUACCCUUGGAACCGAUCGCAGUCGAUACUGAUGGCUUCUUCAAGCUACCAGAAGUUGGCGAGUCUCACGCUGAUGACCCAGACGAGCUCCAAGAUUCGGACAUGACAGCCUCAACUAUACAAGAGCAUCAAGAGUUUGAGGACAAGAGCGAUAUAUGGACUGGAGUUUCCGAACCGCAGCCAAGGCCGUCUGCCUUCAGAACAUGGGAGACAUUCAAAACGGGAACGCUACAGCCAUAUAUACCCAUGCUUCUUUCUGAAGCUGGACAAGGCGCAUAUGAUGCCCUUUUAAGCUGGCCAACGGACUCGUUAAAUUUGCAGAAUACGAGCACGCCGGCUGUUGAGACUAGGGCAUAUUUUACAUCUGUGCUGGCCUUGUGCCUCGGCCGAGAAUCCGUCUUCUUUGCAAGAACUACUGAAGAUUGGACUUUCAAGUGCACGCUUCCAGAGUUACGAGUGUCUGGGUACAGCCGACAGGUACUUCAGGGCGUACAAAGACAAGCCGCAAAGUGCGGUUCCACAUUCUUACGACUCGGCGCAUUUUGUCAAUCGUCGUACGCUCCAUCUUCAAGCCGCUGUGCUAUAGCACUAGCCAGCGCCAUGAGCCAAAUUCUACAAGCCGUAGAGCACCGAGUCUCUGUGGAUGGCCGAUUUCCCGAAUCGCUGCUACAACUUCAGACUACGAUUAGGGAAGCAUCUACCAUUCUCCGUCCCCUAGACGACCUCGCAGCGCGAAUACCUCGUGAUCUCCCAGAUGAAGAGAUUUUGUCGCUCGUUUUUCAGGAGGCAUCCACAUUUGAAUUCAGUGAAAGGUAUAUCAGGGAUAUGCUUUGCGAAAUAUUGCAGCGGAUAUCAAGCCCUUGGGUCGAGUCAGUUGAAGAAUGGCUUGGCACACGGCGAGAGGUGGGCAUGCCGUUUGCAAGGUCCAACAUUGGGGAGACCAAGGGAUUCGUCACAGUCGAUGUCGAAGUCUUUAUUGAUGAUUUCGGACGAGAGGUUGAAGACAUUGACUUUCGGUUGGAUAUUGGCAGAGUCCCGCAAUUUUUGCCUUCCGAUAUUGCGGAGUCCAUCUUCGAGACUGGCAGAAACCUACGGUUUAUUCGGACAUUCCACCCAGAUCACAUUCUGGCCCGAUCCGACGUCAUCAUGUCGAACCGACCGCCCGCUGCCAGAUGGCUAUUCGAUUGGGCUUCUAUUUUGGAUCUUGAGGAUCGUAUCGCCCAGUAUCAAGAUGGCAUACUGGAUGCUAUUCAGGAAAGCCGUUCCGCCACAGCAUAUGUCGCUGUUCACUCCAAGCUUGGAGUAGAUGAGCCCGACUCUGAUCUCGAGUUGACCUUUUUCGGCGUUGAUGAAUCCACCAUGGAGCAACGGCUAAUUGAGUCGAUGGAUCACUUCAGCCGGCCGUUAAUAGAGAGUUCAAGCGAUGAUUCGCUAAGUCGCAUUGUGCAAGAAAAGUUUUCUAGCGAAAUUGAAGAUGAUAGUAUAGCUUCUGAUGACACACCACACUGGUCUCUGUUGCCAAUUCUGUCAUUUGGUGGCAUUGCGGCUGCCCAAGCUCGAAUUGUAAAUCGGGAAAGCCUUCGCUUGCUAUUUGAGGCCAAUAACGUUCAGCUUCACCUCAAACUCCAGCGAGACUUCCACCUACUCGGAAAUGGCUUGUUUUGUAGCCGGCUGUCCCACGCUUUGUUUGAUCCCGAUCUCGAGACGACUGAAAGGCAGGCUGGUAUAGCGAUGCAAGGAGGCGUGAUGGGCCUCCGACUGGGAGGGCGAGAUACAUGGCCGCCGGGAAGCUCUGAACUUCGCCUUGCCCUGAUGGGAGUACUCGGUGAGGCUUAUGGUUCUCAGGGGGUUACGAAGGCGUCUACAUCGAUCAAUAGAGAUUCGGGUGCUUCCCCCCUGCCUGGGGACCUGAGCUUUGCCGUCCGAGACUUGUCCGAGGAAGAAAUCAACAAGUGUAUGAACCCCGAUGCAUUGGAAGCUCUCGAUUUCCUGCGGCUCUCGUACACCACACCUCCCGAGCUGACGUGGAUAAUUACACCAGUCCACCUCAUGCACUACGACCGCAUUUUCAAGCUUCUCCUCAGGAUUCUGAGGAUGCUGUACGUGGUAAAUCGCCUGUAUCAGGACACCAACUCACGACUUAACACAUGGGUCGAAGAGGAUACGUCGUAUCGAUUCGUCAGAGAGUCGCAGCAUUUCGUGUCCAGCAUCGCGUCGUACUUCCUAGACAGUGGUGUUGCGAUAGCAUGGCAAUCAUUCGAGAACAAGUUGAACAGCAUUCGUGUUCAUCUUGACAAGCCCGAUGCAGCCCCAGACAAAUGUGCGUAUAGUCCCAACCAGCUACGGGACAUGCAUUCACAAGUGUUGGAACGGAUCAUGUACGCCCUAUUUUUAAGGAAACGGCAAUUGCCCGUGCUUAAGCUUCUGGAGGAAAUAUUUGGCAUCGUCUUGCAAUACGCAAAGCAGUCAAGGUUACAGGCACUCGGAGAGGAGGGCGAAUCUGCCGAGUUGGCCAAUUCGGCUCACAUGUAUGCUGAAUUCCGAAAGAAGGUUCAAGUGUUUAUUACAGUUUGCCGUGGCCUGUCGGAAAAGGCGAGGGCAUCUAGCAAGAACACGGCAGAUGGCGCAUCGUCGGAAGACUCUGGCUUUGGCGAUGAUAGCUUGAUUGCGCAGUUGUUGAAGUUGGAUAUGGGUGACUACUACUGUAGACGCUGA
This is a messenger RNA of Metarhizium brunneum ARSEF 3297, 2862 nucleotides long. RefSeq names its product Gamma-tubulin complex component 6 (gene TUBGCP6). The record is from RefSeq and is a predicted model, not a curated record. NCBI's taxonomy places the organism in Eukaryota, Fungi, Ascomycota, Sordariomycetes, Hypocreales, Clavicipitaceae. Gene Ontology annotation, cellular component: centrosome; equatorial microtubule organizing center; spindle pole. Gene Ontology annotation, molecular function: gamma-tubulin binding; microtubule minus-end binding. Gene Ontology annotation, biological process: spindle assembly; microtubule nucleation; mitotic cell cycle.